GGGGCCGACUGGUGACGCCCCAGAGUUCUUCGCGUGCAGGUGGCAGGGUUGGUUCUGGGAAGGCGGAGCCGAAGUCCAGCGCAGGGGCCGGUGGGCCCUCGGACCCGGAGGCUAUGGCGGUGGCUACCGCGGCGGCACUGCUGGCCGCUCUGGGUGGUGCGCUGUGGCUGGCGGCACGGCGGUUCGUGGGGCCCAGGGUCCAGCGGCUGCACGGAAGUGGGACCCUUGGCCUCAUGCACGGGAAGACGGUGCUGAUAACCGGCGCGAACAGCGGCCUGGGCCGCGCCACGGCCGCCGAGCUGCUGCGCCUGGGGGCGCGGGUGAUCAUGGGCUGCCGGGACCGCGUGCGCGCGGAAGAGGCGGCCGGUCAGCUCCGCCGCGAGCUGCAGGCCGGGGAGUCCGGGCCUGACCCCGGCGCCGGCGGGGCAGGCGAGCUUGUCGUCAGGGAGUUGGACCUCGCCUCGCUGCGCUCAGUGCGCGCCUUCUGCCAGGACAUGCUCCAGGAAGAGCCUAGGCUGGAUGUCUUGAUCAAUAAUGCAGGGAUCUUCCAGUGCCCUUAUACGAAGACUGAAGAUGGGUUUGAGAUGCAGUUUGGAGUGAACCAUCUGGGGCACUUCCUACUUACCAAUCUUCUCCUUGGACUCCUCAAAAGUUCAGCUCCUAGCAGGAUUGUGGUAGUUUCUUCUAAACUUUAUAAAUACGGAGACAUCAACUUCGAAGACCUGAACAGUGAACAAAGCUAUGAUAAAAGCUUUUGUUAUAGUCGGAGCAAACUAGCUAACAUUCUUUUUACCAGGGAACUAGCCCGCCGCUUAGAAGGCACAAACGUUACUGUCAAUGUAUUACAUCCUGGUAUUACACGGACUAAUCUUGGGAGGCACAUACACAUUCCACCGUUGGUCAAACCACUCUUCAAUUUGGUGUCAUGGGCUUUUUUCAAAACUCCAGUAGAAGGUGCCCAGACUUCCAUUUAUUUAGCCUCUUCACCCAAGGUGGAAGGAGUGUCAGGAAGAUACUUUGGGGAUUGUAAAGAGGAAGAACUGUUGCCCAAAGCUAUGGACGAGUCUGUUGCAAGAAAACUCUGGGAUAUCAGUGAAGUGAUGGUUGGCAUAGUAAAAUAGAAACAAUGAGUAAAAGAGCUAUUAUAAAACUGGGUAUUAGUUUUAUCUGUAAUCAGGAAUGGUAUGGCUUGAGCACUUGCCAUUAAUACUUGAAUAAAAAACAAUUUUGGUUUUACCUAGCACUGCUAAAGAGGUACAUAUGGAUAUUUUGAAGUUACUGAAAGGUUAUUUUUUUGCUUAACAAAAUUUCAGCAAAGAUGUUAUAUGUAAUAAGUAUAAUGAGUAAUAAGUAUAAUGAAAAAUACAAUUACAUUUCAAAAAUUAUAACUGGGCAAGCAUGGAUGGCAAAAACUAAAGAAUUUGUUAGCUUAAAAUACUAUCUUGAGAGGUUUUUCAAAUAUCUUAGAGUUUUAUGGCCAAAGUGUUAAAUACUUUUACUGUAAUGCUGCAUUUUAUGUGAAAAUAAUAUACUUGGUGUGUGCACACAAAUCUUACUUGGAAUAAAUCUACUGAUGCAAA
Messenger RNA from Microcebus murinus (gray mouse lemur), 1580 nucleotides. RefSeq names its product retinol dehydrogenase 14 (gene RDH14). NCBI's taxonomy places the organism in Eukaryota, Metazoa, Chordata, Mammalia, Primates, Cheirogaleidae. The record is from RefSeq and is a predicted model, not a curated record.